UGAAGUGCCACGAAAAAAUAAUCAGUUCUAUUCAACUGUGCCUAAAGUAAAAUCUAAAAAUUUGGAAUCUUCAAAAGCAGCUCUAAAAUGUCGAUGUACUUCAAUACCGAAUGGGGCUACUUGGAGGCCAUAACGCGGGGCUUUAAGAACGGAAUGCUUAAGCAUUCGGACUAUCUGAACCUGGUGCAAUGCGAAUCCCUGGAGGAUGUCAUGAUCAGCAUUCAGGGCACGGACUACGGCAAUAUCUUUACGGGCGAUAGCCAUCCGAGCGUCGAUGUUAUUGAGGUGAGCCUAAGGGAUCGCCUUCUCCAGCAGUACAACUACAUUCGUGGACAUGCCACGGAGCCCCUGACUACGUUUUUGGAGUACAUCCGUUGUCCACACAUGAUUGACAAUGUGGCUUUGUUGAUAGCCGGCCUGAACAACCGGAAGUCCAUGAAACGCCUGCUGAAGAUGUGCCACCCUCUUGGAUUCUUUGACUCUUUGGCAGCCAUCGAGGUUGCCUCUAAUUCGGCAGAGCUCUUCGACAUGGUUUUGAUCGAUACGCCCAUCGCAAAGUUUGUUGCACCGGAGCUGAUCAGUCAAAAUCUGCUCUCUAAUGAUGUGGAGGUUGUCAGGGCUACCUUGUAUCGGUACUAUUUGGAGCAUUUUUACAACUAUUGCAUGAGUCUGGGUGGUACAACCGCCACUGUGAUGGCGGAUCUGCUGGCCUUCGAGGCAGACCGCAGGUCCAUUACCAUUGCCGUAAAUGCGCUGCAAAGCGAUAUGAGACCGGACGAACGCAUGAGAAUGUUUCCCAGCUGUGGGUAUCUGCCCCGAGCGGCCUUGCAUGGAAUGGCAACCGCUCCUGAUACAGAAAGGAUACGGGAAAUUUGCAAUUCAUUCGUGACCUACGGCAAGAUGUUCGACAACAUUGAACGCGACGUCGACGGAAUGAUCACCCUGGAGGAUCGCUUCCUCAUGGUUGAAGCCAAGAAGAAUGUGCAAUCGUAUAUGCAGCAGUUUCAUUUUGGGGUCUUUUACUCCUUCAUCAGACUUAAGCAGUUGGAAUGCCGGAAUAUAGUCUGGAUCAGUGAGUGCAUUUCUCAGCGUCAGACGGAAAGGAUAAAUGCGUUCAUUCCAAUACCUUUGGACUGGUAAUUGCUUUACCAGUCUCGUAUCUGAUCUAUCAUAGGCAUCUUAAUACAUAUGUCGUUUAUUUGGUUUAUUGAUUGCUCUUUAAAGCUUUCUAAAUUUUGUAUUUUACAAAUUAAAUCUUAGUUUAUUGAGCUUA
Molecule: messenger RNA, 1273 nt
Organism: Drosophila bipectinata
Lineage: Eukaryota; Metazoa; Arthropoda; Insecta; Diptera; Drosophilidae
Gene: VhaAC39-2
Product: Vacuolar H[+] ATPase AC39 subunit 2
Biological process (GO): vacuolar transport; proton transmembrane transport; vacuolar acidification
Cellular component (GO): lysosomal membrane; vacuolar proton-transporting V-type ATPase complex; proton-transporting V-type ATPase, V0 domain
Molecular function (GO): proton-transporting ATPase activity, rotational mechanism
Source: RefSeq, a predicted model, not a curated record